Myxocyprinus asiaticus (Chinese sucker) is the source of this 2587-nucleotide messenger RNA. RefSeq names its product pentraxin-related protein PTX3-like. Gene Ontology annotation, biological process: innate immune response. The record is from RefSeq and is a predicted model, not a curated record. Gene Ontology annotation, molecular function: complement component C1q complex binding. The transcript is spliced from 3 exons. Bases 162 to 1472 code for a protein of 436 amino acids. NCBI's taxonomy places the organism in Eukaryota, Metazoa, Chordata, Actinopteri, Cypriniformes, Catostomidae.
GAUCUGCUGCUCAGUGCAGGACGGUAGCCAAAGGAUUGCUCAGGAACAACACAGGAAGAAGCCACAGGGGGAAACAGUGGCAGUGGAACAGCUGAUUUACUUAACAAUAAUCUUGUUACAUUCAGAGGCAGGCAAACAUACAUACCAGCAUUACCAUCAGAAUGUAUGUGCCUGGGGCCAUGUUGGCCCUCUGUCUGUCUUGCUUUUUGAAUGGGAAUGUAUUUGGUUAUGAAUAUGGAGAGGAAUACUCUGAUCCCUACUACAAUGAAAUCACUAAUGGUGAACACCAACAAAGAGCCACGCAAAUUCCCUGCCAGUCCCAAGACGUCUCACGCUGGGACAAACUUUUUAUCAUGCUGGAGGACUCUCAGAUGAGGCAAAACAUGCUCUUGCAGCAGAGUGAAGACAUGGUUAAGGUGGAGAUGAAUGCUUUAUGGAAGGAACUCCAGAAGCUCAGUUCUAACAACAACAAAGCAUGCAUCCAAGCCUUAGAGAACACCUGCAAAUGUAUAAAGGAGCAGAUUAAUCUCAAACUGGACAGAGCCAUUGAGCAGCUCAGAGAGGCUCUAGAUAAGUUUCAAGCCCAAAACAAUGAAAUGUUCCAGCAGCUUCUCCAGUUCAGCAGGAGCCAGGCCACACGUCUCACCAAACUUGAGAGCAAUGUCCUGCAAGGAGUAGGCCUGACGCAUGUGGCCAUGAAAUCUUUACCCACCUACCCAAAGGAAGAAGAGGCAAGCAGUGCUGAUAGCGGGAACCUGGAGAGAGCACUAAUUGCCACCGCUGCAGAUCUACAAAGGGUGCAUGCCCAGCUAGCCCUUUUCCAAAGAGCAACUGCACAGCAUUAUCUGCCUUCAGGCUGUGAAAUGGCUUUAUUAUUUCCAAUGCGCUCCAAGCACAUCUUUGCAGAGGUGACACCCUCCAAGUCCUUCUCCCUACAGUCAUUCACAAUCUGCAUGUGGGCCAAGGUGACUCAGUCUCUGAAUAGAACAGUGCUCUUCUCUUAUGGCACCAGGAGAAACCCUCAGGAGCUCCAGCUUGUCUUGGCAAGGCACUCUGUGCUCCUCACGGUGGGUGGUGAGACCCAUCUAGUGGAAUCUCACAGUCUAGUUACAGAUGGGCAGUGGGCAUACUUCUGCGGAGCCUGGAGCUCAGACAAGGGGCUGGCCACUUUGUGGGUGAAUGGACAGAGAGUUGCCAGUGUUGUUGGAGUAGCCAAAGGGUACAUAUUGCCUGCUGAUGGAUUCAUUCUGCUAGGGCAGGAGCACAGCCGGUUGGGUAACUACAAAAAUCUGGACUCAUCGGUAGCCUUCACAGGAAAGAUGACAGGAGUGAACAUGUGGGACUAUAUGCUGGAAGCAGGAAGGAUAAAAGAGUAUGCCAAACAAGAUGGGUCAUGUGAUAAUCGUGGGAAUGUGAUUGGAUGGGGUGUCUCAGUGAUCAUUCCACAUGGAGGUGCUCAGUAUGUCAACUGAAGUUGCAAAUAUUCAAUACAUUAUGAGGAAGAGGUAUUAUAUUGUAUAGUUUCAAUGAGUUUGUAUUGACCUAAAUGUUUUAUGCCACUGCUUUGCAGAUGAAGUAUAUGUGGCGUUUUUUUAGUUCUUGUUCAUUCCAAAUAAAGAGCACUGCUAUUAAAACUUAAAGGAAUAUUUCACCCAAAAAUGAAAAUUCUCUCAUCAUUUACUCACCCUUAUACCACCCAGAUGUGUGUGACUUUCUUUCUUCUGCAGAACACAAAUUAUGAUUUUUAGAAGAACUUCUCAGCUCUUUUGGUCCAUACAAUGCAAGUGAAUGGGUGCCAAAAUUUUGAAGCUCCAAAAAUCACACAAGUCAGCAUAAAAGUAAUCCAUAAGACUCCAGUGGUUAUAUCAAUGUCUCCAAAAGCGAUACGAUAGGUGUUUGUGAGAAACAGAUCAAUAUUUAAGUAAAUUUUUACUAAACAGCUGAAAUAUUCUUCUAAAAAUCAUAAUUUGUGUUCUACAGAAGAAAGAAAGUCAUACACAUCUGGGAUGGCAUGAGGGUGAGUAAAUGAUGAGAGAUUUUUUUAUUUUUGGGUGAACUAUUCCUUUAAAUACUGUACACAAAGUAAAUGUAUUGUUUUUGUUUUAGUGUAUUAACGAGAGAAUUGCAUUUAUGUAAAUAAAUGUAUUAAAUGGAUACAAACUAAUACAUUCUUGUGGUGUGCCUCAGUGAGCCUAAUUAAUGGACUACAAAUAGCAGAUCUGUUUCUGUUGUUUAGAAUUUACAUUUUAAUGACUUAAGGUGGGGCAAGUCUGCAUUUAUUUACAGCACCAUGCUGGACAUGCCUGUUUACAUUGUUCACCAAUAAUUAGAAACAGAUUUUCCCUCUCCUGCAGUUUAUGUGCAAUUAUGUACAGUUUUGUCUGGCUUAUUGCUGCAUUGCUAUUCUAAUAUGACUAUUGGCAGUUGGUCCAGUCUGACCACAAAUGAGACAAAAAGUACCUAAGCAUGGCAUGUGCCGAAGCCAAAGUGACAGCAACUAUUAAGUUACACCCUGGUACAUGAAAUGUUUAUUACAAUGAGCUGUGUUUUCCAGUGCUUUGGGAGUCAUAAGGUCAUAAUAACCCUC